AGAACUAAAAUGAAGUCCGCGAUUGCUUGCCUUUUGGUGUUGGCUGUUGCCGCACAAGCCCAGUGGGCCAACUACGGAUACGGUCUCGGUGGAUAUGGUGGAUAUUACGGCGGAUACUACCCGUUCACGGGUGUUCGCACUGCUGCCGUCCCUGCUACCGUCCCUGCUUCCUAUCCCGUCCGUGCCGCAUACCUGGCUUACGGCUACCCAUCUUACUCGGCCAGCCAGUACCACUCUCAAGAUGAGCUCGGUCAGGCCAGCUUCGGCUAUGCUCACCCCGGACAGGCCGCCACUAACCUCCGCGAUGCUUUCGGCAACCAGAUCGGCUCUUACGCUUACAUCAACCCGGAGGGCAAGGAAGUCCGUGUUUCUUACACCGCCGACUCUCGUGGCUUCCGCGUCCUCUCUAACGACCUACCCGUUGCCCCAGUUGCCAACUUGGUAGCCCCCGUUCAGGUCCAGGACACUCCCGAAGUAGCUGCCGCCAAGGCGGAAUUCGCCAUCAAGUACGCUGAGGCUAAGGCCGCCGCUACCCCAGCUGCUCCAAUCCGCGCUAAACGCCAGAUCAUGAGCUACGGUGCCGCUCCGUUCGCUUACAACUACGGUUACGCCGCUGCCCCCUUCGCUUACAACUUCGCUGCUCCCGCUGCCGUGGCUGCUCCAGCUGUGCCCGUUCGUGAGGCCACUCUGACCAAGACUAUCCUAACUCCCGGACACGCUGUUGCUUACCGCGUCGACUAAAGUCAUUCCCA
Molecule: messenger RNA, 752 nt
Organism: Daphnia carinata
Lineage: Eukaryota; Metazoa; Arthropoda; Branchiopoda; Diplostraca; Daphniidae
Product: cuticle protein 7-like
Exons: 3
Coding region: 10-741 (243 amino acids)
Cellular component (GO): chitin-based extracellular matrix
Molecular function (GO): structural constituent of chitin-based larval cuticle
Source: RefSeq, a predicted model, not a curated record